Messenger RNA from Thrips palmi, 1529 nucleotides. Its product is annotated as transcriptional adapter 1-like. Lineage: Eukaryota; Metazoa; Arthropoda; Insecta; Thysanoptera; Thripidae. The coding region runs from base 331 to 1395 and encodes 354 amino acids. Gene Ontology annotation, cellular component: SAGA complex. Gene Ontology annotation, molecular function: transcription coactivator activity. The transcript has 7 exons. Gene Ontology annotation, biological process: regulation of transcription by RNA polymerase II. The record is from RefSeq and is a predicted model, not a curated record.
AUCCCGGCAUCUAAUUAUACUUUGACUUUACGGUUGAAAAGGACAACAGAUAAUAUUUUUAAAAAAUCUGAAAAGGAAAAUUAUGGUGCUCCAGCUGGGUUUCUUUAACCGCUUUCUUUACAAUUUUUGAAAAGAAGUCUAGCCAGGCAAAAUACGUUGGUAGCAUUUGUUUUUGUUGUUGUGAUCGUAACCUUCAAAACUUAAGCUGCUCCGUCUGCUACUUGUCAUGUUUUAGUACUGUCUUUCCCUUUCGGUAAACCAACGCUGACGUAUCGUAAUUAUUCUUUAUUCGCAAAAAUUUUUUACGAGUGUUUGUGACAAGUCAAGACAAUGACUGAGCUUGAAGAUUUAAACUUGGCCCGUCUACGACUGGUUGAAGCUUUAGGUGAUCAAUCUCCGAGAUAUUUUGAAAGAAUGAAACAGUGGUUCAAAAUGAAGAUUUCCAAAGAAGAAUUUGAUUUAGAAUCUCGCAAGCAGUUAUCAAAAGAACAGAUUCACCUACACAAUCAAUUCUUGUUGUGUUUAUUUGACAAAUGUCAAGGGUUAGCAAACAUGUCCCGCUCUAAAGCCAUAGGAACUCAGGCAACAUUCCCUUCUGCUCCUUUACUUGUAGAGUCUGACUCUGCCAUGUCUCCCACUGAUAGUGCAAAACGGACUAAAUUGGGCAAAAAGAGGCAUCACUCUGAGCGAACAGGAUUUGAGCCAGUGGAAGUAGUGGAUUAUCUUCCAUCCUUGCGACCUCCCUCUUAUCAACCCACUGAUGAGCCUCAGAGGAAUUGUGCUUAUGAGCUGUUUUUACCUGACCAAGCUUUCCUAAUGGGUCGCCUAAUGCUAGCAGCUUGGGAAAGUGGCUUAGAGGGAGCCAAUGACUCAGCUGCAGAUUUUCUUGUUUGUGCAGUACAGCAUUUUUUAAAGACAAUAAUAGUUGCAGUAGUCAGUCAAAGAAGUAGUUUUAAAACAAAUGCAAAGCACUUCAUACACGGCAUGGGAUCCCCAGUACCCAACCCCUGGCUGAGAAAUACAGCCCACAUCACUGCUCCAGAUGGACCAACAGAGGUUUUAGCUAUGCAUGAAGACACAAUUGAUUUCUGGGGAGUCAAAAGAGAGGAAGAUAGCAACGAUCCAGUCCAUUUGAUGAGGUUGCGAGAAUCUUACGACGAGGCUGAAGAUCGCAAAGCUCUUGAAGCUGCAUGCAGUUCUCAAAAUACUAGAUAUGUUGGUCCCCCAAUUACGGCUUGGAAUCUCUUAAGUGCUUUACAGACUCACAGGAGUUCUGUUAUGUCUCAAACAGUAUAUUCGAUAAAUGUAGAACGAAUUUUAACCAAACUAAACCAUCCUAGCUGGGAUGAUGAGGAAGCAGCUUUAGCUAGGAGUGGUUGUAGUACAUCUAUUUAAAUUCAUGUUGCAGGUUUUAUCAAUACCUAUAAUUUCUUUACUGUCUAUGGUUUCAGACAUUUAAUCAUACAGGUCUUGUGUCUAUAACAAUAUUGUUGGUUACUACCAUAAUAAUAAUAUAAUUCAUCCAUUAA